AUGCCGCAGCGCUUGGAUGGCGCUGCGCCUAUCUCCGAUACGGAAAAGAAGCGUGCAAAAGCAGCGCGCCUUGCGGAAUGGCGUCGCACACAGGCAAGUAAGCGCGAGUCAGAGUCGAGCAGUGGCGCUGCAGAGAAGCGCCCGAAGCCAGCGCCAAAGAAAAUGGGGCUUCGGGGUCCUGCGCAAGGCCCUGCGCCCAAGCUGCCUGCGCGCGCCUUUUCCGGCGCGGACGAUGAGGAAUAUGUACCCAUAAACCAACAGGCACGCAAGACUGCCCUAUUGUUGGAUGAAGGUAGCGACGCAAACCUCGAUGAGGCCCACGGCCAGGACCCGCUGGAUACAUACAUGACGAGCUUGGAUGCCCAAGUAACGCGCGAGGAGAAUAUAAGCAGGGAUAUGGACAGAGAGAUUGUAUCGGACGAUGAGAUCCUUCCCGAAGCAGACGAUGAAGGGAAUGAGCUGGGCAGUACCGAACAGAGCCCAGAGGACCUGCUCGCGUUCGCGACGAAACGCGCGAAGCGCGAUGUACCGAUGGUCAACCAUCGCGAAAUGGAGUACGAGCCUUUUCGCAAAGCAUUCUAUACAGAGCCCUUUGAGCUGUCCAACAUGUCAGACGCCGAUGUGGAGCGCAUGCGCGCGGAAAUGGAUGCCAUAGCCGUUCGCGGAAAAGAGUGCCCAAAACCCAUUACGCGGUGGUCGCACACGGGCUUGCCCGUGAGUGCUUUGGACGAGAUAAAAAGCAUGGGCUUUACAAGUCCCACGCCCAUCCAGAGCCAAGCCAUUCCCACGAUUAUGAGUGGCCGUGAUAUGCUUGGGGUGGCCAAAACGGGCUCUGGCAAGACGCUCGCAUUUCUGCUCCCCAUGCUACGUCACGUAAAAGACCAGCGCGCGCUCUCUUCUGGCGAAGGUGCAAUUGCCAUGAUUCUCACGCCCACACGCGAGCUUGCUGUGCAAAUCUUCCGCGACGCAAAGCCAUUUUUGCGCGCACUGGGACUACGCGCCGCUUGUGUUUAUGGUGGCACACCCAUUUCUGAGCACAUAGCCGCGAUGAAGAAAAGUGCAGAGGUGGUGAUCGGCACGCCCGGCCGCAUGAUUGAUCUCUUGAUGGCGAACAAUGGGCGUGUGAUGAACUUGCGGCGCACCACCUAUCUCGUCCUAGACGAGGCGGAUCGUAUGCUGGACAUGGGCUUUGAACCGCAGGUGAUGAAGAUUGUGGACAAUGUGCGGCCCGACAGACAGAGCGUCUUGUUUUCUGCGACCUUUCCAAAACAAAUCGAAGGCCUCGCACGCAAGCUGCUGCGGCACCAGCCAGUCGAGAUCACUGUCGGCGGCAAGAGCGUCGUCGCGGCAGAGAUCCACCAGGUUGUCGAAAUCAUGCCGCAGAGCGCCAAGUUCCACCGCCUGUUGGAGGUGCUGGGAAAAUUGUAUAGCACAGACGAGGAUGCGCGUACGCUCAUCUUUGUGGAGCGUCAGGAUGAGGCCGACGCCCUACUUCGCGAACUUAUGCGCAAGGGAUACCCCACAAUGUCGCUUCACGGCGGCAAGGACCAAGUCGAUCGCGACGCGACGAUUGAGGAUUUCAAGGCUGGGAUCGUGCCUAUUGUCACGGCAACAUCCGUGGCUGCGCGUGGACUCGACGUGAAACAGCUCAAACUUGUGGUGAACUACGACGUGCCGAGCCAUAUGGAGGACUACGUACACCGUGCAGGCCGCACUGGGCGUGCAGGGAACAAGGGAACGUGCAUUACCUUUAUCACACCCGAACAGGACAAGUAUGCACGCGAUAUUAUGGUCGCGCUCAAAGCAAGUCAUGCCAGUGUACCGCCUGCAUUGGAGGAAAUGGUCGCAUCUUUUCGCGAGAAGCUCGCAAAUGGCGCCGCCCACGCCGCUUCGUCAGGGUUCGGUGGCCGCGGCCUUGCGCGGCUCGAGGUGGACCGGCACGAAACGCUGCGCAUCCAGCAAACUGCCUACAAUGACAGCCGCGAGGAUGAAAAUAACGUUGAUCUCGACGCACUCCGCGCAGAAAAUGAGGCGUCCAAAAUGGACACGAGUAUACAGGUGCGUUCAGGCGCGGUGCCAGAAGCGGUGCGCGAGAACAAAGUCCCGCAACUGUACGACUUCUCCGACGAGGGUUCGAUCAAUAUGGCCAAGUUGGCUGCGGUGCGUGCGGGCGGUGCCAAUACGGCGAAAUUGCGCGAGAUCAUAGCGCGGAUCAACGCAACGUCGCAGAGCCGCAAAGAAGGCGCUGCAGCCGCGAUUGCCGAAGCGAUCGAGCAGUCGCGUCGAGCGCGCGAUCCGGACGCGACGAAUUUCCACGCCUUGGUUCCGAUCAACGACUUUCCGCAAAAAGCGCGCUGGCGAGUGACAAACAAAGAGACCAUGGCGCAGCUCAUCGAGACGACUGGUGCGUCCAUUACCAGCAAGGGUGCAUUCUACGACAAGGGCCGCGAGCCGCAGCCGGGGGACGCGCCAAAACUCACGCUACUGAUCGAGAGCAACGAAGAGUACCGAAUCGAGCACGCGGUACGGGAAAUCAAAAGACUGCUGCUCGAAGGUACACAGUCAUUUAUCGAGGACCAAUCACGCACGCCGCAAGCAGGUGGGCGUUAUACGGUGGUAUAG
Molecule: messenger RNA, 2622 nt
Organism: Malassezia vespertilionis
Lineage: Eukaryota; Fungi; Basidiomycota; Malasseziomycetes; Malasseziales; Malasseziaceae
Gene: PRP5
Product: RNA helicase
Exons: 1
Coding region: 1-2622 (873 amino acids)
Molecular function (GO): ATP binding; RNA binding; RNA helicase activity
Source: RefSeq, a predicted model, not a curated record